AUUACCUAUUACAAUAUGGACACCAGUAAAAAGACAGAACCCCCUGUGUCUGUAGAAAUGGUACAACAAAGGGCGAACCCUGAUCAUACUCCAGGAUCAAUUUAUGUUCCAGAACAAGGCGGUUAUAAAGAGAAAUUUGUAAACACAGUGGAAGACAAAUAUAAAUGUGAAAAGUGUCAUCUCAUAUUGUGCAAUCCUAAACAGACGGAAUGUGGCCACAGAUUCUGUGAAACCUGCAUUAAUGCAUUGUUAAGUUCUUCUAAUCCAAAAUGUACAGCGUGUCAAGAGAACAUAGUUAAAGAUAAGGUAUUUAAGGAUAACUGCUGUAGGAGAGAGCUUCUUGCCCUUCAGAUAUAUUGCAGAAAUGAAAACAAAGGCUGCAAUGAACUAUUAACACUGGCACAAUUACUGAUGCAUUUGAGAAAUGACUGUCAGUUCGAAGAACUUUCAUGCCACCGUGCUGAUUGCAGAGAGAAAAUAUUGCGGAAGGACUUGCCAGACCAUGUAGAAAAGACCUGUAAAUAUCGGGAAACUACAUGUAAAUACUGUAAAAGCCAAGUCCCAAUGAUUACAUUACAGAAACAUGAAGAUACAGACUGCCCUUCUGUCGCGGUUUCAUGUCCUCAUAAAUGCAGUGUUACAUCACUCUUGAGGAGUGAGUUGAAUGCACAUUUGUCAGAAUGUAUUAAUGCCCCAAGUACCUGUAGUUUUAAGCGUUAUGGCUGCACUUUUCAGGGAACAAAUCAGCAAAUUAAAGCACAUGAAGCCAGCUCAGCAGUGCAGCAUGUAAAUUUAUUGAAAGAAUGGAGUAAUUCUCUAGAAAAUAAGGUGGCCAUGCUCCAGAAUGAAAGUUUGGAAAAGAACAAGAGUAUACAAACUUUACAUAAUCAGAUUUGUAGCUUUGAAAUAGAAAUUGAAAGACAGAAGGAAAUGCUGCGGAAUAAUGAAUCUAAAAUACAUCAUUUACAGCGAGUGAUAGACAAUCAAGCAGAGAAAUUGAAAGAACUGGACAAAGAGAUCCGCCCAUUCCGACAGAAUUGGGAGGAGGCAGACAUCAUGAAGAGCAGUGUGGAGUCCCUUCAGAAUAGAGUGAGUGAACUGGAAAGCGUUGAUAAAACUGCAGGACAAGGAGCUCGAAAUACAGCCGUACUAGAGACACAGCUAAGUAGACACGAUCAAAUGCUGAGUGUUCAUGAUAUUCGGUUGGCUGACAUGGACCUCCGAUUCCAGGUGUUAGAAACUGCCAGUUACAAUGGAGUAUUAAUUUGGAAAAUUCGAGAUUAUAAACGUCGGAAACAAGAGGCCGUCAUGGGGAAGACUCUGUCCUUGUACAGCCAGCCUUUCUAUACUGGAUACUUUGGCUAUAAGAUGUGUGCCAGAGUUUACCUUAAUGGAGAUGGCAUGGGAAAAGGGACGCACUUGUCAUUGUUUUUCGUCAUAAUGCGUGGAGAAUAUGAUGCCUUACUUCCUUGGCCAUUUAAACAGAAAGUGACUCUGAUGCUAAUGGAUCAGGGAGCUUCUCGACGUCACUUAGGAGAUGCUUUCAAGCCAGAUCCAAACAGCAGUAGUUUCAAGAAGCCUACUGGAGAAAUGAACAUUGCAUCUGGCUGCCCAGUCUUUGUGGCUCAAACAGUUCUAGAAAAUGGAACGUAUAUUAAAGAUGAUACUAUUUUUAUUAAAGUCAUAGUGGAUACUUCGGAUCUACCAGACCCCUGA
Molecule: messenger RNA, 1716 nt
Organism: Emys orbicularis (European pond turtle)
Lineage: Eukaryota; Metazoa; Chordata; Testudines; Emydidae
Gene: TRAF3
Product: TNF receptor associated factor 3
Exons: 10
Coding region: 16-1716 (566 amino acids)
Biological process (GO): protein K63-linked ubiquitination; regulation of cytokine production; regulation of defense response to virus
Molecular function (GO): tumor necrosis factor receptor binding; zinc ion binding
Source: RefSeq, a predicted model, not a curated record